GGCAAUUUCCAUUUCCGAGAUUGCCUCUGCGCGUACACAUCGCGAUGCACCAACUGGCACUGCAGCGCGCCGAGGAGGGCGACUGGGCCGAGCUCGCCGACCUCGCCGAGAACCUCCCGCACUCGAUCAUGGUGGCCGACGAGUUUGGCAUGCUGCCGCUGCACUGGGCGGUGACCGAGCCCGCGGUGCCCCUGAGUAUCCUCGAGCUGCUCAUCAAGGUCUUUCCCGAAGCGUGCGAAACCAAGAACCUCUCUGGCAUGCUGCCGCUCCACGUGGCCAUCACCAACAAGCUGCCAGCGCUGCAUCUCAACGUGCUCGUGCUGGCGUGCCCGGACGCCGUCUUUGUCAAGAGCGGCGACGGCUACUUUCCCGCCGAGCUCGCCCGAAAGCACCGCUUGCCCGAGCACAGCGUCAACGUGCUCAAAAAGUCAGUGUCGCUCCCAGACCGCCGCGCCAGCCUCGGCGCUCGCAUGAGCAGCAUUGGCAGCAGCCUCAACCGGCGUGGCUCGAUUUUGCGGUCCGAGUCUGGCCCGCUCUCGCGCACCCCGUCGGUCGAUACCAGUCUCAAGAGCUACGCGCGCAGCCGGCGAAGUCCGAGCCAAGCAUCGACGAUGAGCUCGCACAGCGCGUUUGACAGUCAGCGAACAAUGCCGUCGUACGUCGGCAGCUCGGCGUCACUCGCGUCGCUCGACGCGCCCGAGUCGGACGAUACGAUCGACGACAUUUCGAGCGACCUGCGCGACCUCACGGGGCAGCUCGCGCAACUCGGCGCCGCGUUGCGCUCGGCGCCUGCUCCGUCGGCGACCCACAGCGUACUCUGGAACCCUGGCGACCGCCUCGGGAUGGCGCUCGUUGGCGACGAGAACGACAUUGGCGCGCGCAUCAAGCGCUUCACGGGCGGCAGCGAGGCCCUCGGCAUCGACGCCUUGCGCACGGGCGACGUGCUCAUGGCCGUCAACGACAUCAGCGUCGCGACGGUCCCGUUCGGAACGAUCUGCAAGUUUCUCAAGAAGACCAACGUGACGUGCAAGCUGACCUUUCUGCGGCCAGAGAGCCCAAGUACCGACGACGACGAGCACGAGCUGCACUACGUUUCGACGUCGUCGACGGGCUCGGACUCGGAGACUCUGCCACCAGCGUACAGCAAGAUGGCCUCGAUGCUCGAAGAGACCAUGGUCAAGGUCCAGAGCGUCGAGGACCUCUUGCGCUUGAGCUCCGUCAUGGCCGUCUAAUAACUUAUACUAGAACACGAACGGGCGUGGUUGCCCAAACAUACGAAAGAUGAUUUAACAUAUUUACUCGCCAUCGUUUU
Molecule: messenger RNA, 1312 nt
Organism: Saprolegnia diclina VS20
Lineage: Eukaryota; Oomycota; Saprolegniomycetes; Saprolegniales; Saprolegniaceae
Exons: 1
Coding region: 45-1232 (395 amino acids)
Molecular function (GO): protein binding
Source: RefSeq, a predicted model, not a curated record